ACUGUAGUACAAGCGCAAUUUAUUCCAGGUCGAGGCAUAGGCGUCUCCAGAGGUCCAGAAGUGUGCUAACAGGAAGAACAUAGAGUGACCCUAUCUCGAACCCGAUGUCUUUCGAAUUAAAGCCAUAUUUAGUAGGCCCCUCAGUUACCGUGGACGAUGAUCGUUCUCAAAGGAGAUUAGCGACAACUCUAGUGGUAUUAUCGCUAAUCAAGGCUCAGAGCCUGGGCCAUGAGGCUCCCCCCACUUUCCAUCUUCAACCACCGCCAACCAUGACGAUCCCCGAGGAAAUAGCCCCAGCCGCCAAAGCACCGCCCAAAUGGAAGGUCUAUACAAGGAAACUGAGAACUCUACGGCGCCUCUUCCGAUCUUUCAGUAUUCCAAUCCGCCGCCCGCCUUCAACUACCAUAUCUAACACCGCGCCUUUCCCAUUCCUCCGCCUUCCGCGGGAGCUCCGCGACCAGAUCUACCGCGACCUGCUAAUCGUCGACAACAACAACAACAACAACAACAACGAGGACGGCGACAACGGAGGAGCCCUAUGGAUCCGCUACAGCCGCCGCCAACAACGCUGGUGGGACGCGACGCCCUACUGCCCGGCGGGCGGGGGGCCGCGCCGCCCUCGACCGCGCCUGACCCUCGGCCUGCUGCGGGUCUGCCGGCGCGUGCGCCAGGAAACGCUGCCGAUGGUGUUCGCGCACAACACAAUCUGGCUGGACGCGUCGCCGGCGCGCUGCCUCGCCCUCCUCGCCUCUAUGCCCGGCUCGGUCUCCGGGGGCAUCCGCCACCUCCAGCUGUGGCUGGACGUGUACCUGGACUGCGGGACGGCGACGGGGACGCUGCGGCACCAGACGCCCGACGCGCGCGCGCAAGCCGCCGCCCGCGUGCACCGCGACCUCCUCACCCCCUGGCUGACCCUGUUCGCCUGGAUGCAGCAGCACCUGCCCCGCCUCGGCACGCUGCAGAUCCGGCUGAGCGCGGACCGCGCCCGCCACGCCGCGGCCCUGCGCGCGGUGGGCCCUGACUGGCUCCGUUUCUAUCAGACCGGGUGGAUGGACCAGGUGCGCGCGCUGCGGCAGGUCGGCACGCUGCGCGUGGACGCGCGGCUGCAGUGGUGCGAUCAGAUCGAUGACGGUGAGCGCGCCGCGCUCCAGGAGUUGCGGCGCGAGCUGCGGCGCACGUCCGGGUUUGAGGAGGUGGCGGUGCGGUGGGAGCAUUGCUUCUUUUUGUGCAGUGGUGGCGAGCAGUUUCCUGCCACUAGCUUGGGGAUUGUGUUGCGGCGGCAGCGGAGAGAGCGGCGGGAUGAUGAUGAUGAUGAUGAUGAUGAUGAUGAUGAUGAUGAAGGGGCGCAGGGGGAUCUGGUGGCGGGUGCGGCGUUGCCUGACUAUCGGCCGGUUUAUACCCUGCAGGAUAUAGUGUUUCCGAUGGUUUGUGGAUUUGGGGAGCCGCGGCCGCCGCCGUCGCCGGAUCAUUGGCGUUGA
Aspergillus aculeatinus CBS 121060 is the source of this 1478-nucleotide messenger RNA. RefSeq lists its product as uncharacterized. The transcript has a single exon. The record is from RefSeq and is a predicted model, not a curated record. Bases 105 to 1478 code for a protein of 457 amino acids. Lineage: Eukaryota; Fungi; Ascomycota; Eurotiomycetes; Eurotiales; Aspergillaceae.